Molecule: messenger RNA, 885 nt
Organism: Paramisgurnus dabryanus
Lineage: Eukaryota; Metazoa; Chordata; Actinopteri; Cypriniformes; Cobitidae
Source: RefSeq, a predicted model, not a curated record
AUGACCCCACCUGUGCCCGCUCUACUGCUGCUCCUGCUUGGCCCUGGCAUCGGUGCCAUACCCACUGAACACUGGGAACAUCAGGGCACCUCUCGUUGUGUGCCCAUCCCGACCAACAUGGCUCUGUGCCAGGGCCUGGGAUACAACAUCAUGCGGAUACCCAACUUACUGGGACAUGAAUCGCCAGCCGAAGCAGUCCAGCAGAGCACCAGCUGGCUGCCGCUCCUAGCCCGCGAAUGCCACCAGCACGCCCGAAUCUUCCUCUGCUCGCUCUUUGCACCCGUGUGCCUUGAGAGGAUCAUUUCACCAUGUAGAAGUUUGUGUGAGUCUGUACGGGACAGCUGCGCCCCCAUCAUGAGCUGCUAUGGUUACCCCUGGCCAAGGAUCCUGCAAUGUGAUCAGUUUCCCAAAGAUCACCUGAUGUGCAUAUCCUCGGUUCCUCAUAUGCAUAAUGGCACCGGCAAUGAAGGAAGAGUGGUGCCGCGUGCUAGCUGCACAGACUGUGAGUUAGAGGAGGCUACAUCAUCCAAAGAACUGCUGGGUCUAUUCUGUAAAAGCGACUUUGUGGUGAAAGUGCGCUUAUCCAAACUGAACUCCAGCAGCUCUGUCCUGACAAUUUUCUCCUUGGGUUCUCGGGUCGAAGUUCUAAAGCACGGUCCACUGCUGGGAGGGGAAAUGAGGAGUCGCCUGACAAUGUGGCUAGAGCGAGACGCCACCUGUGUGGGCAACCUGACCCGCCACCAUCCUCAUGGGGGUACCUUUCUGUUGACGGGCAACGUAACCGGAAGAAGACUGCUGGUCACGAAAGCCUUUAGCUGGGGAAAACGCCAGCGCCACAUCAACCAGGCUGCCCGCAAAUGGAAAAGCCACCGGUGUAGAGGGUGA